Molecule: messenger RNA, 675 nt
Organism: Apodemus sylvaticus (European woodmouse)
Lineage: Eukaryota; Metazoa; Chordata; Mammalia; Rodentia; Muridae
Gene: Cldn17
Product: claudin 17
Exons: 1
Coding region: 1-675 (224 amino acids)
Biological process (GO): bicellular tight junction assembly; cell adhesion
Cellular component (GO): bicellular tight junction; plasma membrane
Molecular function (GO): structural molecule activity
Source: RefSeq, a predicted model, not a curated record
AUGGCCUUUUAUCCCCUGCAGAUUGCUGGACUAGUUCUUGGAUUCUUCGGUUUGGUUGGGACGAUUGGGACAACACUUCUGCCUCAAUGGAGAGUGUCAGCUUUCGUUGGCAGCAACAUUAUUAUCUUUGAGAGGAUCUGGGAAGGGCUUUGGAUGAACUGCAUCCAGCAAGCGAUGGUCACGUUGCAGUGCAAAUUCUAUAACUCCAUACUGGCUCUCCCUCCGGUACUGGAAGCGGCACGUGCGCUCAUGUGUGUGGCUGUGGCGCUUUCCUUGAUUGCCCUCAUUAUCGGCAUCUGUGGCAUGAAACAGAUCCAGUGCACGGGCUCCAGUGAGAGGGUUAAAGCCUACUUGCUGGGAACCUCAGGAGUACUCUUUAUUCUGACUGGUAUCUUCGUUCUGAUUCCAGUGUCCUGGACCGCCAAUAUCAUCAUCAGAGAUUUCUACGACCCAAACAUCCACGCAGGGCAGAAGCGAGAACUUGGAGGAGCGCUCUUCCUUGGAUGGGCAACCGCUGCGGUCCUCUUCAUUGGAGGCGGGCUGCUCUGUGGAUAUUGCUGCUGCAACAGAAAGGAGCGGUGGCGCAGAUACCCAGUCCCUGCAUACCGUGUGUCACAACAGGAAAACCAAAGGAAGGUUACUGUGCCUAGAAAAACUUCCACCAGCUACGUCUAA